UUCCGACGUACUCAUCAUUGGUUCGUGGCAAGUCGCUGUGUCCGAUCACGUUCAUCAUUCUUCCUUUCUCUGAGUGUACGCCAUUCUUGGCGUUUGGAAUUUUUAUUUGUUAAAGAAAAUCGACAAUCAUCCAAGAUGGUGAACUUUACAGUAGACGAAAUUCGUGUCAUGAUGGACAAAAAGAAGAAUAUCCGUAAUAUGUCCGUCAUAGCUCAUGUAGAUCAUGGAAAAUCUACUUUAACCGAUUCUCUUGUUUCAAAAGCCGGUAUUAUUGCUGGAGCCAAAGCCGGAGAAACUCGAUUCACCGAUACCAGAAAGGAUGAACAGGAAAGAUGUAUUACAAUUAAAUCAACUGCCAUCUCUAUGUACUUCGAACUCGAAGAUAAAGAUUUAGCAUUCAUCACUAACCCAGACCAACGGGAAAAAACAGAAAAGGGUUUCUUAAUUAAUUUAAUUGAUUCACCCGGUCACGUUGACUUCUCAUCAGAAGUAACAGCUGCUCUUCGUGUAACUGAUGGAGCCCUUGUUGUUGUGGAUUGUGUAUCAGGUGUAUGUGUACAAACAGAAACCGUACUCCGUCAAGCUAUUGCUGAACGUAUCAAGCCCGUACUUUUCAUGAACAAAAUGGACCGUGCUUUAUUAGAACUUCAACUUGAUUCUGAAGAACUAUAUCAAACUUUCCAACGUAUUGUUGAAAACGUAAACGUUAUCAUUGCUACAUACUCUGAUGAUAAUGGACCCAUGGGUGAAGUACGUGUAGAUCCAAGCAAAGGUUCAGUAGGUUUCGGAUCUGGUCUCCAUGGUUGGGCCUUCACUCUUAAACAAUUCGCUGAAAUGUAUGCCGAAAAAUUCAAAAUUGAUACCGUAAAACUUAUGAACCGUUUAUGGGGUGAAAGCUUUUUCAAUCCAAAAACAAAGAAAUGGUCCAAACAAAAGGAAGCCGACAAUAAACGUUCAUUCUGCAUGUACAUCUUAGAUCCUAUUUACAAAGUUUUCGAUAGUAUAAUGAAUUUCAAAAAAGAUGAAUGUGAACAAUUACUUGGAAAAUUAGGUGUUGUUCUUAAACACGAAGAUAAAGAUAAAGAUGGAAAAGCUUUAUUGAAAGUAGUUAUGCGAACCUGGUUGCCAGCUGGUGAAGCUUUACUUCAGAUGAUAGCCAUCCAUUUACCAUCUCCAGUAGUCGCUCAAAGAUAUCGUAUGGAAAUGUUGUACGAAGGUCCACUUGACGAUGAAGCAGCUAUGGGUAUUAAGAAUUGUGACCCCAACGCACCUCUUAUGAUGUACGUAUCAAAAAUGGUACCGACUUCAGAUAAAGGACGUUUCUACGCUUUCGGUCGUGUAUUCUCUGGUAAAGUAUCAACUGGUAUGAAAGCACGUAUCAUGGGUCCAAAUUAUACUCCUGGUAAAAAAGAAGAUUUAUAUGAAAAAGCUAUCCAACGUACAAUUCUUAUGAUGGGUCGUUAUGUAGAAGCUAUUGAAGAUGUACCAUCUGGUAACAUUUGUGGUCUUGUCGGUGUAGAUCAAUUCUUGGUUAAAACUGGAACAAUCACCACAUUCAAAGACGCACACAAUUUACGUGUCAUGAAAUUCAGUGUAUCACCUGUUGUACGUGUUGCUGUUGAACCCAAAAACCCAGCUGAUUUACCAAAACUUGUAGAAGGUUUAAAACGUCUUGCAAAAUCAGAUCCUAUGGUACAAUGUAUCAUUGAAGAAUCUGGUGAACACAUUAUUGCUGGUGCCGGAGAAUUACAUCUUGAAAUUUGUUUGAAAGAUCUUGAAGAAGAUCAUGCAGGUAUUCCAAUCAAGAAAUCCGAUCCAGUUGUAUCAUAUCGUGAAACAGUAUCCGAAGAAUCAAAUCAAAUGUGCUUGUCCAAAUCACCAAACAAACAUAACCGUUUGUUCAUGAAAGCUUGCCCCAUGCCUGAUGGUUUACCAGAAGAUAUUGACAACGGCGAAGUAAAUCCACGUGAUGACUUCAAACAACGUGCCCGUUAUCUUGGUGAAAAAUACGAUUAUGAUGUAACUGAAGCACGUAAAAUCUGGUGUUUCGGACCUGACGGAACUGGACCAAAUAUUUUAGUAGAUUGUACUAAGGGAGUUCAAUAUCUUAAUGAAAUCAAGGAUUCCGUUGUUGCUGGUUUCCAAUGGGCUUCUAAAGAAGGUGUACUUUCUGAAGAAAAUUUACGUGGUGUCCGAUUUAACAUUUAUGAUGUUACACUUCAUGCUGAUGCCAUCCACAGAGGUGGUGGUCAAAUCAUUCCUACAACACGUCGUUGCCUCUACGCUUGUUUAUUAACAGCUUCACCAAGACUUAUGGAACCUGUAUAUCAAUGUGAAAUUCAAUGUCCUGAAUUAGCCGUUGGUGGUAUUUAUGGAGUAUUGAAUAGAAGACGUGGUCACGUAUUCGAAGAAAUGCAAGUAGCUGGUACACCUAUGUUCGUUGUAAAAGCUUACUUACCUGUCAAUGAAUCAUUCGGAUUCACAGCCGAUUUACGUUCCAAUACCGGUGGACAAGCUUUCCCACAAUGUGUGUUUGAUCAUUGGCAAGUACUUCCUGGUGAUCCCCUUGACACCGCAACCCGACCAUACACUGUAGUACAAGAAACACGUAAACGAAAGGGAUUAAAAGAAGGUCUACCAGAUCUUACACAAUAUUUGGAUAAACUAUAAGCUCUAAUAAAUUUUAGGCUAUAUAUUUAAAAAAAUUCACUUUCAAUUUAAAAUCAUUUCUUUAUCCAAUUAAAAAUAUAUAACUUUCAAAAAAAAUCAACACCGGGUUCAUAAUUCUUUUUAUUUAUCGAAGACUU
This is a messenger RNA of Chrysoperla carnea, 2807 nucleotides long. RefSeq names its product translation elongation factor 2 (gene eEF2). The record is from RefSeq and is a predicted model, not a curated record. Bases 136 to 2670 code for a protein of 844 amino acids. The transcript is spliced from 6 exons. Gene Ontology annotation, molecular function: ribosome binding; GTPase activity; GTP binding. Gene Ontology annotation, biological process: translational elongation. Gene Ontology annotation, cellular component: cytosol; ribonucleoprotein complex. Lineage: Eukaryota; Metazoa; Arthropoda; Insecta; Neuroptera; Chrysopidae.